AUGGUGAGCUCCAAGCUCGCCCUCGUGCUCGUGCUCACCGCUGGCGGUGUCAUGAGCCGUUCCUCCCAAAACUUCAGACGGCUGGACCGUCUCGAUCGUCGCCGGGGUCCGCCCGGUGGAUACGGCGCUGGUGGUACCGAUCCUCUCACUCACCCCGCUGCUCCCGGUGGCGGUGCUGGUGGCUUCGGCAACGGCGGCACCGAUCCUCUCACCCACCCCGCUGGAGCUGGCUCUGGUCCACCCGUCUCUGCCUCCAGUGGCGGCCAGAUGCACUGGGCCACCGAUGCCUCGGGCAUGACGGGUGCCGAGCUCCAAAAGCAUCUACCCUCUGGCUUCUUCCUCGGCUCGGCCAUCGACAAUCCCGAUCUCAAGGACCCCAAGGUCGCGCCGCUCAUCAAGUACCUUCCCUACUGGACCCCCGGCAACUCGCUCAAGAUGCAGUUCGUCUACGAAAACGAAAACUCGUGGCAGGAGCUGCUCAAGGGCGUCACUUCGGCAACAAAGGGCACGCCGACCAAGGUCAAGUACCACACGGUCAUCUGGGGAGCCGAGCAGAGCAAAGUGAUGAUGCAGCAGUCGUUCAGCAAGGAAGCCAUGAUGAAGACGAUCACCGACUUUAUCUCGACCAAGCUGUGCACCAAGCUCAUCAAGGAGGCCGAUUUCUGGGCGAUCGACGUGCUCAACGAGGUGUUUGACGACAGCGGUAGCGGGUUCAAGAAGAACGGCUACUUCGAGGUGAUUGGCGAAGAGGGGUACAAGUCGGUGCUCAAGCUGGUCAAACGGAAGUGUCCGGAUUACAAGAUCAUCGUCAACGACUACGGCAUGGAAUCGAUGAAUGCCAAGUCGAACUUUGCGUUCAAGACGAUCAAGCAGUGGUUGGCCGAGGGGGUACCUGUGGAUGCUGUCGGUCUGCAAUUCCACGUCCAGCUGUCCAAUCGGUACGAAGACAUGCUGGCGUCCAUCCAGCGCUGGACGAAGGAACAGAUCCCCGUGGUGCUCUCCGAGAUCGACGUGCCCAUCAACCUACCGCCCUCGAAGGACGAUUUGGAAAAGCAAGCCCAGCAGUACGGCAACAUCGUUCAGGCUGCCCUCGAGGGCGGUGCGUUCGGCGCCACCUUCUGGGGUCUCACCGACGAUCACACCUGGUUCGGCACACAGAAGGAUGCCAGCGGCGUCGGCCACGGCAAGACGGGCGCUCCGCUCCUCUUCGACGAGCAGGGCAAGCCCAAGCCCGCCGUCGCUGCCAUUGUCGAUGUGUUCAAGAAGUGGGGCAGCAAGCCCGCCGGUAUCGAGGGCGGCCGCGCUACGGAUCUUGGCAAGGGCAAAGGCAGCGAUGCCGACUCGUCGAAGGGCGAUUCGGGCGAUAGCACUGGCGCUGGUGCCGGCACUGGCGGCGCUGAAGGAUACGGCUCUGGAUCUGACGGUUCUAGCUCUGGCGGUUCUGGCCCCGACGCUGGCUCUGAUGCUCCUGAUGCAGCCUUGGGUGUAGGAAACGGUUCAGGCUCAGGUUCAGGAUCAGGCUCUGGUGCCGGCUCGAGCUCUGGCUCUGGUCCUGGCUCAGGCGAAGCUUCUGGCGGAUCAGACGACGAGGGUCCUCUCGACAGAGGUCCGCCUGACACUGGCCUCGGAGGCGCUGGCAGCUCUGGUUCGACUCCUAUUUCCAGCGGAGGCGAUGCUGGCGGCGCUGGUGAAGGCUACAACCCUGGUCCUGGUUCUACCGGAAGCACUGGUGGUGAUGCCGGCGAUGCUGGCAGUGCUCCUGGCGGCGGAGAUGCAAGCCCCACACCCGGUGCCCCACCUUCCACUCAGCCUUCACAGUCCUAUGGUCAGCCCGGCGGUGCUCCUGGUGCCUCUUCUGGUGCUCCAGGUGGUGCUCCUGGCGGCGCACCUGCCCCCAAGCCCAAGCACCACGGGCACGAGCACCAUGAACACAAACACCACGGACACCAGCACCACGAGCCCACUCCUGACGACUCGUACGGCCAGCCCGGCGGUGGUGCGGCUGGCAGUGCUCCCAGCUGGCCUCCUCCCAGCGUUUGGGGCGCUCAGCAGGGCGGCUGGGGUGCUCAACAGGGUGGCUGGGGCGCUCAACAGGGUGGUUGGGCUGGCCCGCCCGGCAUGCCAGGCAGUGUGCCAGGCGGCCUCCUAAACAAGCCCGGCGGCCCAGAGGGCUACGGCGCCAAGCACCGUCGUGCCAUGAUGCGACGCCGUCGUUAA
Messenger RNA from Kalmanozyma brasiliensis GHG001, 2217 nucleotides. RefSeq names its product Glycoside hydrolase, family 10. The coding region runs from base 1 to 2217 and encodes 738 amino acids. Gene Ontology annotation, biological process: carbohydrate metabolic process. The transcript has a single exon. The record is from RefSeq and is a predicted model, not a curated record. Gene Ontology annotation, molecular function: hydrolase activity, hydrolyzing O-glycosyl compounds. NCBI's taxonomy places the organism in Eukaryota, Fungi, Basidiomycota, Ustilaginomycetes, Ustilaginales.